Messenger RNA from Electrophorus electricus (electric eel), 550 nucleotides. RefSeq names its product mitochondrial ribosomal protein L33 (gene mrpl33). Lineage: Eukaryota; Metazoa; Chordata; Actinopteri; Gymnotiformes; Gymnotidae. Gene Ontology annotation, molecular function: structural constituent of ribosome. The record is from RefSeq and is a predicted model, not a curated record. Gene Ontology annotation, biological process: translation. Gene Ontology annotation, cellular component: mitochondrion; ribosome.
AGAAGUAGUUACUUGUACGGAAAUUGUGAGGCCGAGUCUCAAUGUGACUUUUCCGAGGAAUUUUUUGUUUUAAAAUGUUUCUCACCGCUGUCAAUCUCGCUAAGAGCAAAUCCAAGACUGUUCUGGUUCAAAUGAUGAGUGCGGCAGGGACAGGCUACUGCUUCAACACGAAGAGAGGACGGCUGAAAGACAAACUGGUCAUCCGAAAGCACGACCCUUUAGUAAAUAAGCAUGUCCUUUUCUUUGAGAAGAGGAAGAUUCGUUCACUUUAAGCAUGGACCAAACACUGGGACUGGUUAUUUGGAUGCUGAGGAGUAAUUUGGGCUCUGGCUAUUCUUAAACACUGGGCUCAUUUGCAUCGCCACAAAUCAUUGCUAAGGAUUAGACAUUUGAGUAAGAGUUUGAGGACACACUGGAACCGACUGAUCUGUCUUUCCUUCCCAGCAUAAUGGGUUCUGGACCAAGCACUGGUGUGGCUAUCAUAGACAUGUCUAUGUCAGACAUAUUUAAAGUCAUUUUCAUUUAUUUAAAUAAAUAAUACUCAAAUACA